This is a messenger RNA of Poecilia reticulata (guppy), 1309 nucleotides long. The record is from RefSeq and is a predicted model, not a curated record. Lineage: Eukaryota; Metazoa; Chordata; Actinopteri; Cyprinodontiformes; Poeciliidae.
GGCGGAAGAGGCGUGUCCUCUUGCACAGACACGCUCAAGUUUCCUCCAAAUGGCGAAAACAGCGAAAACAGAACCAGCACACAAAUAGGGAGGAGAAGCAAUUACAGAAACUUCUCCGCUCCAUAGACGGAAACAGCGACCAAACAAGAGACUUUUGACCUGUGAAAGCCACACCAACACAUGCAGGCUGCCCCUAAAGCAAAACCUCCUCCGUCCGACCAGACAGACCACAGCAGGCAAACCGGAUAUCACCCUGAGAUCAUACUGCGCUUGAUGCGGGCAGCGUCAGGAUGGGCAACAGCAGCAGCGAUCGCUCCAGCAACGAGAGGUCAUUCAGAGAUGGACCGUCUGGAGGGAAGGAGGCUCGACCCAACAUCAUGAUGGACAGCAACGACGACGCAGAGCUGUUCCACAGGGAAGAUCCGAAGGCUACCCCAGACAUACAGGAGUUUCUGGCCUGGCAGCAGGACCUCGACUGCGACAGUAAGGAGCCGGCGCAGGCCAGACCGACCGUUUUCAGAUGGGCCGGGUCGGCCAAAGAAGUCUUUGUGUCUGGUUCUUUUAACAACUGGGCCACCAAAAUCCCUCUUAACAAGAGUCAGAAUAACUUCGUGGCCAUUGUGGACCUGCCAGAGGGGGAGCACCAGUACAAGUUUUGCGUUGACGGACAGUGGACUUUAGAUCCCACUGGGCCCGUGACAACAACCAAGACUGGCACAGUCAACAAUGUCAUUCAGGUGAAUCAAACUGACUUCGAAGUCUUCGAUGCCCUCAAGAUCGAUUCGCAGGAUUCAACGGACUUGUCUGACCUGUCCAGUUCCCCACCCGGGCCCUACCAACAGAACGGAUACCUCAUCAAGCCAGACGACAAGAUCAAGCAGCCUCCUAUCUUGCCGCCCCACCUGCUCCAAGUGCUGCUCAACAAGGACACAGGUGUCUCUUGUGACCCGACACUACUUCCAGAGCCUAACCACGUCAUGCUGAAUCACCUGUACGCCCUCUCCAUCAAGGACGGGGUGAUGGUUCUCAGCGCUACUCACCGAUACAAAAAGAAAUACGUGACCACUCUCCUCUACAAACCCAUAUAACCCAGAGAGCCAACCAUCAACCUGAUGUUCCACACAGCUGCUACUUCUAAUGACAAUUAAUGAUGAAUCAGGACCAACAUUUUUAUAACAAAGUGUUCUGAACUUUUCUUUGAUCUCUUGUUUUAUCUACCUGUUAAUACUAAGCUCUUUUUCUGUUAAUAUUUUUCACAAUGUUUCAUACUGUCAGUGUGUGAAUAAAUCUAUAUUGCCUUGCCACAUAA